AUGGCAACGCGCCAUUCAACAGAUGACCAAGAUUUCGAUUUAAUCUCGAAUGUAAGCGGUUCAUAUAAGCGGGAUAAUUUUAUAUUUCGCAUAUGGAAUUUUAAGAGGAAGAAAAAAUCUUCACACAUUUUGGACAAAUUUUGGCAGCAUCAGGAUACCACCUAUGCCAAACUAAGCAAUGGGAAUAAUGGAGAAAGUUUCUCCGACAUCCAGCUACAAAAUCUAGAUGUCACCAAUCUCCUCAUAACCACAGGCCACACCAAAGAAUCUUCUGUCAACUAUAUACCCAGUCGAGUACCCAGUUCCCGGGCCAGUUCCUCUUUGGAUCUGGAAUGGGAACAUGAAUAUAGUCAAAUGCGCCACUAUCAACAGCACAUGAUUAAGCAGCGGACCCAAAUGUUGCAGACCUAUCAACAGCUACAAAUGAUGGACUCAAAACCCUGUGAUGAAACCUCAGCCGAUGAAUCGUGGCAUUAUGUCAGUCACGAAGAGGAUCAAUUAAAUUCCAUGGCUUCCAUGUCAUCAAUGGCUGAGUUGCCUAGUGAGGCGGAGAUAGAACUGGCCGCCCGGCAACGUUCCCACAAAACGAAAGAUUCUCAACGUUCCGGAGAGCGUCGGGCUCUGCUACGUUCCAAUUCACGUCUUCAGCGUUCCAUAACUCGUAAUAGCUCUCACAACUCCUGGUCCCAUAUUUCCACUCCGGAAUCUCUAGAAUGGGAUGUUGAUGAGGAACAACAACGACAGCUCCAUGUCGAAGAUGAUAAUUUAGAUCAUGAGACCCUAAAGCUGCUGCAUCAAAUUGAACAGUUGAAAAAUCGAGUACUCUAUGAAACCGGAGAGGGUCUCUAUGCCGAUCCAGAGGAGAGUUUUAUGACGACGGCAAUUAGUAACUAUCGGCUCAAUAAUAUGAAUGUGACAGCAUCAGCCAGAACGACAGGUGGUGCGGUUGAAAAUUCCACAGCCCUGUUUCACCUGGGUGACAGUGAUGGCGAAAAUGGCAAUUACAGAUGA
Molecule: messenger RNA, 1011 nt
Organism: Musca vetustissima
Lineage: Eukaryota; Metazoa; Arthropoda; Insecta; Diptera; Muscidae
Exons: 5
Coding region: 1-1011 (336 amino acids)
Source: RefSeq, a predicted model, not a curated record